GAGGCAGCUGCAGUGGAGAAUCAUGUUAAGCUCGGCUACUGCGGAGAGCCCAAGGUAGCCCAAUGAUGGAUUUUGAUGAGCGUGGUCCCUGCUCCUCUAACAUGUAUUUGCCAAGUUGUACUUACUACGUCUCGGGUCCAGAUUUCUCCAGCCUCCCUUCUUUUCUGCCCCAGACCCCGUCUUCGCGCCCAGUGACAUACUCCUACUCUUCCAACCUGCCCCAGGUCCAACCCGUGCGCGAAGUGACCUUCAGAGAAUACGCCAUUGAGCCCGCCACUAAAUGGCACCCCCGCGGCAAUCUGGCCCACUGCUACUCCGCGGAGGAGCUCGUGCACAGAGACUGCCUGCAGGCGCCCAGCGCGGCCGGCGUGCCUGGCGACGUGCUGGCCAAGAGCUCGGCCAACGUCUACCACCACCCCACCCCCGCCGUCUCGUCCAAUUUCUAUAGCACCGUGGGCAGAAACGGCGUCCUGCCACAGGCUUUCGACCAGUUUUUCGAGACGGCCUACGGCACCCCGGAAAACCUCGCCUCCUCCGACUACCCCGGGGACAAGAGCGCCGAGAAGGGGCCCCCGGCGGCCGCGGCGACCUCCGCGGCGGCGGCGGCGGCGGCAGCGGCAGCGGCCACGGGCACGCCGGCAACUUCAAGUUCGGACAGCGGCGCCGGCGGCUGCCGGGAGGCGGCGGCGGCGGCUGCGGAGGAAAAGGAGCGGCGGCGGCGCCCCGAGAGCAGCAGCAGCCCCGAGUCGUCUUCCGGCCACACUGAGGACAAGGCCGGCGGCUCCAGUGGCCAAAGAACCCGAAAAAAGCGCUGCCCCUACACCAAAUACCAGAUCCGGGAGCUGGAGCGGGAGUUCUUCUUCAGUGUGUAUAUCAACAAAGAGAAGCGCCUGCAGCUGUCUCGCAUGCUCAACCUCACCGACCGUCAAGUCAAAAUCUGGUUUCAGAACAGGAGAAUGAAGGAAAAAAAAAUUAACAGAGACCGUUUACAGUACUACUCGGCCAACCCACUCCUCUAA
Molecule: messenger RNA, 1019 nt
Organism: Hippopotamus amphibius kiboko
Lineage: Eukaryota; Metazoa; Chordata; Mammalia; Artiodactyla; Hippopotamidae
Gene: HOXA11
Product: homeobox A11
Exons: 2
Coding region: 63-1019 (318 amino acids)
Biological process (GO): anatomical structure development; regulation of transcription by RNA polymerase II
Cellular component (GO): nucleus
Molecular function (GO): RNA polymerase II cis-regulatory region sequence-specific DNA binding; DNA-binding transcription factor activity, RNA polymerase II-specific
Source: RefSeq, a predicted model, not a curated record